AUGUCAAAAACCGAUGGAGGAGAGAAGCUACUUUGUGAGCUGGGCUACAAGCUGGGUCACACCUUAGGAGAGGGCACCUUCUCUAAGGUGAAAGCAGCCACCUCCAAGAAAUACAAGGGUCCCUUGGCCAUCAAGGUGAUGGACCGGCGACGAGCGUCCCCAGACUUCUUGUACAAGUUCCUGCCCCGGGAGCUCUCCAUCGUGCGCAAGAUCCGCCACCCCAACAUCGUGCGCGUCUUCGAGCUCAUCGAAGGCUGCGACGGGAAGGUCUGCAUCGUGAUGGAGGCAGCCGCCACUGACCUGCUGCAGCUGGUGCAGCACCUGGGGAAGCUGCCCUGCAGCCCCAAGGCCCGGGACAUCUUUAUACAGAUCGUGGCGGCCUUGCGCUACCUGCACGACCGGGACCUGGUGCACCGGGACCUCAAGUGCGAGAACGUGCUGCUCACCGCUGACGGCCGCCGGGCCAAACUCAGUGACUUUGGCUUUAGCAAGGAAGCCACCAAAUGUUCAGACCUGAGCACCACAUUCUGCGGGUCACCUGCCUAUGCCUCCCCAGAGCUGCUGAUGGGCAUCCCCUAUGAUGCCAAGAAGUCGGACAUAUGGAGCCUGGGGGUGAUGCUCUACAUGAUGGUGACCGGCUACAUGCCCUUUGACGACACCCACAUCCGUCGCAUGCCCCAGCAGCAGAAGAAAGGGGUGAUAUACCCACAGGGGCUGCCCCCACUGCCAGAGGCCUGUCGAGCCCUCAUCGCCCAGCUGCUCCAGUUCAGCCCAGUUGCCCGGCCCACUGUGGGGCAGGUGGCCAAGCACAAGUGGCUGAGGGAGGACAUCUGUGUGGGAAAUCCCUCCCCAGAGAUCCCGGGAGAGCAGUAA
Apus apus (common swift) is the source of this 873-nucleotide messenger RNA. It is a transcript of the gene TSSK6, whose product is annotated as testis specific serine kinase 6. The transcript has a single exon. The record is from RefSeq and is a predicted model, not a curated record. Gene Ontology annotation, biological process: protein phosphorylation; microtubule cytoskeleton organization; intracellular signal transduction. Gene Ontology annotation, cellular component: cytoplasm. Gene Ontology annotation, molecular function: tau-protein kinase activity; ATP binding; protein serine/threonine kinase activity. Bases 1 to 873 code for a protein of 290 amino acids. Lineage: Eukaryota; Metazoa; Chordata; Aves; Apodiformes; Apodidae.